GCUUGAAUAGUAGUCAAUAGGAGAAGGAGUGGUAGUAGUGGCGGCAGUUUCCCUUACUGAGUUGCCUUCCUUGGAGUGAAUCUAUGGUGCCAUGGCUGCCGUGGGACUCCCACCGUUACCUCCACAAUUCAAGCCCGUCCAACACUUCCUGAGAACUGCGCAGGAGCUGGACAAGCGUGAACCUGUGGUAGCUUAUUAUUGUCGUUUGUAUGCUAUGCAGACAGGUAUGAAGAUUGACAGUAAAAACCCAGAAUGUCGUAAAUUCUUAUGCAAACUAAUGGAUCAGCUUGAAGCUAUGAAGAAAGAGUUUGGCGAUAAUGAAGCAAUUACUCAGGAAAUAGUUGGCUGUGCCCAUGUGGAGAAUUAUGCAUUGAAAAUGUUCCUUUAUGCUGAUAAUGAAGAUCGUGCUGGUCAGUUUCACAAAAAUAUGAUUAAAUCGUUUUAUACUGCAAGUCUUCUAAUAGAUGUCCUGACAGUAUUUGGAGAACUAACAGACGAGAAUGUUCAGCACAGAAAAUAUGCCCGGUGGAAGGCAACAUAUAUUCAUAACUGUCUAAAAAAUGGAGAGACUCCACAAUCUGGACCUGUUGGAAUGGAAGAAGAAGAUGAUGAUGAAAAUGAACAAACCAGUUCUCCAACACCAUCCAGCCAAGAAUCAGAACCAUCAUCUACCUUCCAAUCAAGUAAUAUUCCCACUAGCAGUUACAGUGGCAUACAUAUCCCACCAGGUGCUCAUGCCCCUGCUAAUACUCCUGCAGAGGUACCCCAUAGCACAGAAGUAACAAGUAAUACAAUUCAACCCACACCUCAGAAUGUUCCCCUGGUUGAUCCUUCACUUUAUAAUAUCCAACCUGCAGGGGAAAUUCGUUUGACUCCCGAAGAUUUUGCCAGGGCCCAGAAAUACUGCAAAUAUGCUGGCAGCGCUUUGCAGUAUGAAGAUGUGAGCACUGCUGUGCAGAAUCUGCAGAAAGCCCUCAAGUUACUGACGACAGGCAGAGAAUGAUGCCUUUGUCUGCUGGCUUCAUCACUUGUACCUAAAAAAACUUAACAGGCGGUUACUCUUAACUCUUGUCAGGAAAAUGCAUUUGCACAAAAGCUUUUGAUUUCUUUGAUAAGAAUACAGCCUCUCUGUCUGUCUCGUUCUUUUUGAUAGAGGAAUAAGAACUAUCUGGGGACAGAGGUUUGCAUUCAGCACACCAAUUCUGGCACUCCUUGCCCAGAACUAUAGAAUGCCCCCAUGGCUGUGCUGUCCUUUUUACAAGAUGGGGUAGGGAAAGGGGGGGGAAAUGCUUUCUGAUGGCGUAUGUCUUUAGAAUUUAUUAUAAGAGAAGAUUGUUUGAAAUGCAAUGUCCAGACAAUUUGGGGUGAGGGACACUAUAUAGUAAAACUAAGGCAGCAAAUAAGGCAGAAAGGAUUUUCUUAGAAACUUUCAAAUUAAGUUAGAAAGGUAUAGUUAGCUUUAAUGAUAUUGCUAGAGAGCCAUUGUAAUGUUUCCUGGUUCCAGUACUCAUUAAAGCAAUGUAAUCUUGUGUGUGAAUUUCUUUUUCAUUGUGUGGUUCAUUUCAGUUUUGAGGAUAAAGGAAUUGUACAUCUGAAAUGUAAAGCCUAGCUCUAGAUAUCUUGAACUUUGAAAGCACCCAUAAUUCAUUCUAACACUAAUAAAAUAACCAGAAUUAGAAAUAUCUGGAGUUAGAUAUUUAUUGCCAUCAUUUAAAAAAAUGAAAAUGUUCGACUCCUGCUGUACUGUAGACUAUUAAAAUAUUGUGGAAUCUUUAGGUAUGUGUUUGAAUUAUUAAUGUUAAAAUGCAUAAAUGUUUUAA
Molecule: messenger RNA, 1820 nt
Organism: Protobothrops mucrosquamatus (brown spotted pit viper)
Lineage: Eukaryota; Metazoa; Chordata; Lepidosauria; Squamata; Viperidae
Gene: VTA1
Product: vesicle trafficking 1
Exons: 8
Coding region: 92-1003 (303 amino acids)
Biological process (GO): late endosome to vacuole transport via multivesicular body sorting pathway
Cellular component (GO): multivesicular body
Source: RefSeq, a predicted model, not a curated record